AUGGACCUGUGGAUGCACUGGACGAGAUCCUCCAGCCAAGAAGUCACGAGGCAUAUCCUGCCAGAAUCAGAAUACUUGAGACGGGCGCUGAUCCUCCACAGCUCGAGUGCAAGUUCGCAAGUCAACUACUCCGUAGAGGUUUUUAGGAUCUUCCCCAGAGUAAAGGCUGACCAAGGACUAACCAACUACUCCGUAUGCUCCUUUCAGGAAGUCUUCGAAAAAAAAAGCAACCAUGCUCCCCACACUCCACCAUUCCUCCUUUUGUCGCACCUAGUCAUGCACUCCGCAUCUUACCCCCCAUAUAGACUAUACUCCAUCCUGGAGAGCCUAUCAGUAUUGCCGCAUCGCGAUAGUCACGCGAAAUGCAAUGCUGCACGGAGAAAAGUCUGGAGUAAGUCUGGAAGUAACUCCGUCCAGUUAACAGGACUGGACUGGCCGCCGCCCUGUGCUGUGUGA
This is a messenger RNA of Rasamsonia emersonii CBS 393.64, 456 nucleotides long. RefSeq lists its product as uncharacterized. Bases 1 to 456 code for a protein of 151 amino acids. The record is from RefSeq and is a predicted model, not a curated record. The transcript is spliced from 6 exons. Lineage: Eukaryota; Fungi; Ascomycota; Eurotiomycetes; Eurotiales; Trichocomaceae.